Molecule: messenger RNA, 336 nt
Organism: Dentiscutata erythropus
Lineage: Eukaryota; Fungi; Glomeromycota; Glomeromycetes; Diversisporales; Gigasporaceae
Source: the annotation of a GenBank genome assembly
AAACUCAGAGCAAGCGCAUGAGUUGCGCAAAGCGUUAUAAAAUUGCGCGAAGAGUCGCUGAACAUCGACGAAAAGAGAGGAAAGAAGCAAAAAAAAAUCCUCGGUCAAAUAAAUUGAAAAAAGAUCCGGGCAUACCAAAUUUAUGGCCAUUUAAGAAUCAACUUUUGAAUAAAAUUGAGCAACAAAAACGAAAGGUUGAAGAUGAGAAACUGCGUCAAAGAGAAGCUCGUAACGCUCUGUUCAAUAAGAAUCGCGAUGUUGUAGCUCUGUUCAAUAAGAAUCGCGAUGCUGUAGCUAUUGAUCAUAAUGAUACUAUUGAUCAUAAUGAUACUAUUG